AUACUACGACGUAUUAUUUUUUAUUAUUAUUUAUGAACUUAUUAUUAUGCAUUGCUCAGUGUUAUAUUGUAGAUAAAAAGCAUAGAUCUAUCUCCAAAACAGAGUGGCGCUAUGCUUAGAUUGUGAAUUGCCACAAACAUUAUAUUCUUAUUAUUAUAUUCUCCCACCACUAUAGCGAACAGCAGCAUGUCCUGUCCUGUUAAGACCCAGCAGAUCAUGCAUAAAAUCUAGACUUUGUCAGCUUGAUGCCAAUUUUAGGUUUCAAGUUACGGCUAUUUACAGUCACAGAAGGGAAAAGACAGCAAUGAUUGACGGGUGUGUAGGCGUGGUCAGUCAGCUGCAUGUGUCCACUUCACGUUUUCUUGCAUCCCUUUCCGACUGCUCGUGCUGGGACGGUAGUGGCGAGGAUGAAGAAACCCCGAGGAUAAUCUCAGCCAAAACUAUUAUCCUUAUGAGUAAGUGAGUGGCAAGAUUACAGCUGACAAACAUGUGGGCUUUGGGACCAGAGUAAAAUCUUAAACCAUUCUUCCAGCUCAUGCUGGAGUGAGUGAAUACUACCCUUAGUAUCUGACCUACAGUAUGUGUAUCAUGUGAAUUAAAUACAUCAUUAGUUAAUAUGUGAUUAUAAUGGACGGUAUUAUCUUGAAGUUCCUUCAAGACACACUUCCAAGGAUAUAGGCACACAUACAAGUGCAAAAUGCUGCAGUUGUGCACAGUUACAGACGGUCUGUUGAUCAGUAAUGCACGGUCAGCCUGUAAUGAUGAAUUAAUCCAGAAGGAGGCGGUCACUCUCUGUAUUAACGUGUCUAAGCAGCAACCCUUUCCCUCCAUACGGGUCAGCACUUUGCGUGUACCGGUCUAUGAUGACCCUAAUGAAGACCUGUAUAAAUAUUUUGACCGCUGUGCUGAUGCCAUAGCAAGUGAGGCAGGGCGGGGUGGCCGGACCAUUGUGUACUGCAAGAAUGGACGCAGUCGUUCUGCUACUGUCUGUGUUGCAUACUUAAUGAAGCACCAGGGACUUACUCUAACGGAUGCCUUUCAGAUUGUGAAAAGUGCCCGGCCAGUAGUGGAACCUAACCCGGGAUUUUGGACUCAGCUGGAACAAUAUGAACAGGAGCUGAAGAUCAGGAGACCUACACGUCCAAAAAACAAAAGUUCUUCAACCUCUCCCUACAAGGGCUCUUUUCACAGAGAGGACAUUCAACAUAGUGUUAAUCUAAAUGAAUAGACGAUGAUUUAUUGAACAAUUAUGAUUGUUUAUUUUAUUUUUUUACAGGGUUUUUAUGCAAUACAAUAAUAUGGGUUUUGUUUUGCUGUCUGUAA
Paramisgurnus dabryanus is the source of this 1323-nucleotide messenger RNA. RefSeq names its product dual specificity phosphatase 28 (gene dusp28). Gene Ontology annotation, cellular component: cytoplasm. The record is from RefSeq and is a predicted model, not a curated record. Gene Ontology annotation, molecular function: MAP kinase tyrosine/serine/threonine phosphatase activity. Lineage: Eukaryota; Metazoa; Chordata; Actinopteri; Cypriniformes; Cobitidae. Gene Ontology annotation, biological process: protein dephosphorylation.